AUGCAAUUUAUGAUAAACUCACUCUGCCAAGAAAAAUAUUCAUGCAAUAUUUGUGGAAAGAGUUUCAAACGAUCUUGUCAUUUGAAAGAACAUAAUAGAAUACAUACAGGUGAGAAACCUUAUUUAUGCAGUGUUUGUGGCAAGAGGUUUAAUACUUCUUCUAAUUUAAGAAAACAUAAUAACGGACAUACCGGUGAAAAACCUUAUCCAUGCAAUGUGUGUGGCAAGAGUUUCAAUCUGUCUUGUCUUUUAAAAGAUCAUAGUGUAAUACAUACUGAUGUAAAGGAAUAUUCAUGCAAUAUAUGUGGAAAGAGUUUCAAACGAUCUUUUCAUUGGAGAGAACAUAAUAGAAUACAUACUGGUGAAAAAUAUUACUCAUGCAGUGUUUGUGGCAAGACUUUCAAACGAUCUUUUCAUUUGAAAGAACAUAAUAGAAUACAUACUGAACAUACCGGUGAAAAACCUUAUCCAUGCAAUGUAUGUGGAAAGAGUUUCAAACGAUCUUUUCAUUUGAAAGAACAUAAUAGAAUACAUACUGGUGAAAAACCGUAUCGAUGCAGUGUGUGUGACAAGAGUUUUAAUCGAAUUUAUCAUUUGAAAAUACACAAUAGGAAACAUACUGGGUAAAAACAUUAUUCGUGUCAUGUUUGUGGUAAAAGUUUUAAUCUAUUAUUAUUUGAAAUAAUGUCAUAGAAUAAAUACUGGUGAAUGAAGGUAACUUAAAGGCCGGCAACGCUCCUGUGAUUCAUCUGGUGUUACAAUAUAAUGUGGGCGGUAUUGAUCACUUAACACCUGGUGACCCGUACGCUCUGUUAUACAUACAUGAUGUAUGGCACAUUGCUUACUGUGUACAUUGGCUAGACCUAUGUCAGCAGGAAUUAAUACUCAUGGAUUCUAUUAAUACAAGGGAGAUACCAGUCUACUUCCAACUCCUCU
Leptidea sinapis is the source of this 936-nucleotide messenger RNA. Its product is annotated as zinc finger protein 883-like. Lineage: Eukaryota; Metazoa; Arthropoda; Insecta; Lepidoptera; Pieridae. Gene Ontology annotation, molecular function: DNA-binding transcription factor activity, RNA polymerase II-specific; RNA polymerase II transcription regulatory region sequence-specific DNA binding. The record is from RefSeq and is a predicted model, not a curated record. Gene Ontology annotation, biological process: regulation of transcription by RNA polymerase II. The transcript has 3 exons. Gene Ontology annotation, cellular component: nucleus. Bases 1 to 627 code for a protein of 208 amino acids.